This is a messenger RNA of Manduca sexta (tobacco hornworm), 380 nucleotides long. RefSeq lists its product as uncharacterized. Lineage: Eukaryota; Metazoa; Arthropoda; Insecta; Lepidoptera; Sphingidae. The transcript is spliced from 2 exons. The coding region runs from base 16 to 321 and encodes 101 amino acids. The record is from RefSeq and is a predicted model, not a curated record.
AAAGUUCAUAACAGAAUGGCCCUGUUGACGCGGCGUGCAGCGAGACGGCGUCAUACGAACAGUGUUCAACUCGCACGCGACAAGAUGCGACUUGCCUGCUUUUUUGCACUCCUCGCCGCCGCUGUGAGCCUGGUACUCGCUGCACCGGACCGAUCUAUUCUGCAGACCGGGAGAAGUGGUGCUGAUAGCCAGCCCUUCGUAGAGGAGGUAGUGGUGGAGUCGGUACUGCACGUGAGGAACCCCUCGGCCAACCGGCAAGCGCGUACGAACACGCACACCAACCUGCAAGAUGGCGCGCGCGUCGCCGUAGCAAAACCAUGAACAUAGAAAUUGAUUAAUAACUGUAAUAAUAACGUUACUAAUAAAAUAACUGUAAUAUA